Molecule: messenger RNA, 923 nt
Organism: Habropoda laboriosa
Lineage: Eukaryota; Metazoa; Arthropoda; Insecta; Hymenoptera; Apidae
Gene: RhoGDI
Product: rho GDP-dissociation inhibitor 2
Exons: 4
Coding region: 100-708 (202 amino acids)
Biological process (GO): Rho protein signal transduction
Cellular component (GO): cytosol; membrane; cytoplasm
Molecular function (GO): protein binding; Rho GDP-dissociation inhibitor activity
Source: RefSeq, a predicted model, not a curated record
AUCACAAAGGGGUGGCAAACAGGAUUAAGAAAUUGCUAAUAAUUCUGUACAAAUUUUCAUUUUCCAAGCUUGGUCUUCUUAUUUUAUAAUUGUAUAAAAAUGUCAGAGCUUAACACGGAUCACGUUGAUUCUGUAGAAGAGGAAUUAGAAGUUGAAUCCAACUACAAACCUCCACCAGAAAAAACAAUAGAGCAAAUUCUAGAAGCAGACAAAGAAGAUGAAAGUUUACGCAAAUAUAAGGAAACACUUUUAGGAGAAGCAAAAUCUGGAGGUGUCGUUGUAGAUCCAAAUGAUCCAAGAAAAGUAAUAGUAAAAAAAUUAGCACUUUGUGUAGCAGAUAGACCAGACAUGGAAUUAGAUUUAACAGGUGAUCUUUCUCAGUUAAAAAAACAAACAUUUGUAAUAAAAGAAGGUGUUAGCUAUAGAAUCAGGAUUGAUUUCAUUGUACAGCGUGAAAUUGUACAUGGUCUAAAAUAUGUUCAAAAAACUUAUCGUCUUGGAGUACCAGUGGAUAAGAUGAUGCAUAUGGUGGGUUCUUAUCCACCCAAAACAGAAGUGCAAUCAUAUACCACUCCAACAGAGGAUGCACCAGCUGGAGUAAUGGCACGUGGUUCUUAUAGUGUAAGCUCCUUGUUUACGGAUGAUGAUAAACAUGAACAUCUAAAGUGGGAGUGGUCAUUUGAAAUUAAGAAAGACUGGAAAGAAUAAGCUCCCUUUCAUAACGGGAAGCCCUACAACGAUCGCAAUUAAACUAAGAAUGCCAAAAGGGACUCUAAUUUUUAUAGAUAUUCAGUCAUACUGCGAUGCCAUAACUGUAUUUUUUAAGUAAUAAGAGAAAGAGUAACAUUGAUAUUUAUUUAGAUACUUUUCCUAAAUCGUAAACCUUAAAAGUGAACAAUUGGAUACAUGAAUAUAUACAUAUA